Messenger RNA from Argiope bruennichi, 3215 nucleotides. It is a transcript of the gene IntS8, whose product is annotated as integrator complex subunit 8-like. The transcript has 25 exons. The coding region runs from base 117 to 3119 and encodes 1000 amino acids. Gene Ontology annotation, biological process: snRNA 3'-end processing. Gene Ontology annotation, molecular function: protein binding. NCBI's taxonomy places the organism in Eukaryota, Metazoa, Arthropoda, Arachnida, Araneae, Araneidae. The record is from RefSeq and is a predicted model, not a curated record. Gene Ontology annotation, cellular component: integrator complex.
UGAUGUUUUAUGUUUGAAAUGUUUGUUGUGUUUUCGAAAGAACAUUUGCAGGAACCUGGGUUAAAUUGAUUUUUAUUUAAAGGAGAAAAAUCAAAGGCAACCUAAAUUAUAAUAAAAUGUUUGAUGCACGGAGCAGAUACAGACCUCCAUCUGUCGAGAAAGUUUUGUGGUUUGAAUUUUUAUUAAAUCCUAAUCUCUUAGAAAAAUAUCUUUCGGAACCAAAUUCAGAUCCUGGUCCAACUGAUUUGAUAAUAAAAUUUUUGGGGAAUUCCAUGUCUCCAUCAAAUGUAGAUCAAGCUGGAAAUAUGAAUCAUAAUCAACAUGGCAAUACCUCCCCUUUUACACUCUCACCAAUGUUUGGAAAUGGCUCUGAAGAGAUGGUUACUGACAAUGAACAUUCUAAAAAUGGCAGUGAUGACAAAGAAAGCAAGAAAAAAUUGGCAUUGAAAUUAUUAGCACUUAAAGUUGCUGCUUUCUUACAGUGGGAUCUAAACAUAUUGGAAAAAAGAUUACCUCUGACUAUGCAGCAAGCCCUUCUUAGUGAACUCCUUAAAAUCAGUGGUGGUGAUCCAAAUUUUAAUGCCAUGACUGCCAGUGAUUUCACUGGAGAUGGAUUGUUUGCUUCCAUUUUAUAUAACACUUGGGUUUUAAGAGCUGUUAUUGAAGGAAGUUUUCCAGUAAAAAGUCAAAAAGGUCUUAAUGUGCAAUUGCCAGGACAAAUGGAUCCUUCAAUUAUAUCACCAGCUGUUGUAGAGUCAAUUAUGAGAAAGUUGUGUGAUGAAGCUGAAAGAUCUACAGUUGCUUUAGAAUCAUUUUUGGAUUCAAACAAGAUUGUUCGGAUGCCACUUCUGAAUUGCUUUGGUUCUUUGACAUCGGAAUGCCCAAAUCCUGUUAACAAGUGGGAGGAAGGCCUCAUUUUGCAAAAUGAUGAUGUCAUCUGCCAAAUUUGCUAUGAUUUGGGACGGUAUUAUUUCUUUCAAGAAAAGUAUGAAAGUGCUAGCAAGCAUUUCAUUAAAGCUACAGAAAUCCAUCCUAAACUGAAAGAUCCUGUGUUUUGUAAGCUAGAUGCUCCUAAAUUAAAAGGAUUUUAUGAUGCUUGCGCCCAUAUACUUGGAUAUCAGAAAUCUGAUGCCUCAACUCCUCUGAAGGAAACUCUACAAACUUCUGUGAAGGAAGGCCACAAUAAAACAAUUGAUAUUCUGAAGAGUGAUAAUUUAAAAAUGGAAUUACCUCUUUCUCUGAGAGAUGCUGUUGAACUUAGUAUUUUGCGAGAGUACGAAGGAAAAACUGAUUUGUUGCUGUAUGUAAUUUUUUCAAAUGCAAUAAGGCGAACUAUGAGUGGUGAAGCUGUGAUUAGUAAUUGGAACUCAUUUUUGAAAGUACAUGAAGAAAAAUCAUCUUUAGUAUUAUGUGAAUUAUUGAAAGAUGUCAUUCCUAUUGCUACACCUGAAAUGAGAUUGUACUUAAAAAAUUUUGCCAGAACUUUGUGCUUGACAUCUAUCCCUGCAAAACAACUUAUGAAGAAAUAUGAAAAGUAUUUAGGCAUGCUUUUCACUAAUGAAGAAUUGGAAACUCUUUUUGCAUAUGGUCCAACUGCAAAGCGUGAAACAUUUAAAUUUGAUAAAAGCUUUACUGAUGAUCUUAAUGUUCAGAUCACAACAUUUGAACGCCGCCUAUUGACUUGCACAGAAGCUGUCAACACCAAACAUUUAGUGAAUCAACUUCGUGCAAAAUAUAACCAUAUGCACUUAUGGACAUUAAAUAAAAAGUGGGAAACACCUCUUGCUGUGAAUAUAUUUUUGAAGAAUGUUCCACCUAAUGUUGAUCAAGAAAUGAUACAUAUUUUACUAGCUAAAGCUGCUGAAUUACGAGCAAUAAAGAAGUACAGCGAAGUUCGUCAGCUAUAUCAGAUGAUUCAGUCAGAAGUUCGAAAUUCUUCCCCAAGACUGAGUCGAUUCUUAAAUUGGGAACAUUUACGUUUAGACUUGUUAGAGAUUUUGGAUAUGCCUGUACAUGUUUGCCAGUCAUCCCAUUAUAGAGCAGAAAUUGUUCAAAGAAUAAUGUCAUUGUUAGCAUCUUACAAAAAAGAAAGAGAAGUUCCACCUGAUCCUAAUUUAAUGGAACUAUGUUCUGCCGUUCUCCUCAAUUUCCGUGAAUGGGACAAACUCAUUGAAGUUGAACAUAAAGUUGACUUUUAUCUCCAAUUUGCGAAGAUUGUUGCCAGUGUCUGUAAGGAAGUUUCAAAUAAAGGUGGAAAGAAUUUCACUAAAGAAUUGUGGGAUACAAUUCUUCCUAUCUUUUCUAAUCCUGUAAGUAAUCAGCACAAAAGAACAGCAUCUGGAAUUUCUAAAGAUUCAUCUCGCGAUUCUUCCUCAGCCAUUAUGAACAGAACACAAUUGUUUCAAUUUGUCAAGAAAUUAAAAGAUAUUUUAGUUUUGGGAAUCAUCAUCUCAUGCUUAGCUAAAUUUUAUAACAUACUGAAGGAUGAUUCAGUUGGUGAAAUAUUCUUGGAAUAUCAAGGACUGUGGCCAGCUGUUAUCACAAAUUCUAGCAAUUUCAACAUGGCUGCUGUUGGAGAAGUUUUCCAAAAUACCUUACAUCAUGCUUUAUCAGUUCAUCCAACACACACUGCAUGGCUUCGUACAAAAGGAGAUGUUAUGUAUGUGCAAGGUCAUUAUGCUAGUGCUCUGAAGUAUUACAUUUCUGCUGCAAUGGUUAGUAGUGAUUACUUUAGCUUGCCCUUGCCAAAAGCUAUCUUCGAUGAUUUACAAUAUAAGCAUAUGAUUCAUUGCUGCACCAAAUUGCAAAAUCAUACUCAGGCAUCUGUUUUGCACCAGUUUCUUGAAGAGCCUAAUUAUUCUAUGGCCUUCAAAGCUUUGGGUGAGAGAGUGUGCAAUGACAGCUGUGACACAUACUACUCAUGCAUCUGGGAUGUGACACUUUUAGAGUUUCUUGUUAACCAUCACACCAAGAGAGGGGAGUUAGACUGUAGGCAGCAGGUCAUUCAACUCAUUGGGCAAUUAGAAUUGAAUUCCAACAACAAUGAAGAAAUUCAAAGGGAAGCUGCCAGUCUGAGGAAAGGAUGGUUUUUAAGAGCUAUGGCCAGGCAGUAUUUAUAAAAGUGAUAUUAUGCCUCAUUGUGGGUGGUAUGGGAAGUUUCUCAAGUAAUUUCAUUGUAUUAUAUCAUAUAUAUAAUUGUAAAUAAACAUUUAAUU